Molecule: messenger RNA, 1665 nt
Organism: Penicillium pulvis
Lineage: Eukaryota; Fungi; Ascomycota; Eurotiomycetes; Eurotiales; Aspergillaceae
Exons: 4
Coding region: 1-1665 (554 amino acids)
Source: RefSeq, a predicted model, not a curated record
AUGUUGGCGCUUGCGGUCAGCUUUCUCGUAUGGGCGACAGCUCAUGCGGCUCCUACUUCGAAAUCAGCACCUACAGUCAAGGUCCUCAAUGGAACGUAUGUGGGAACACACAACACGCAAUAUAACCAGGAUUUGUUCUUGGGUAUGCCCUAUGCCCAACAGCCAGUGGGCAAUCUACGGUUCAGCGUUCCGCAUUCAUUGAACGAAAGCUGGAAGGGAACGCGCGAGGCAAAGGAAUACUCGGACAUUUGUGUCGGAUAUGGGACGGACUCGAUCUGGUAUCCCCAGUCCGAAGCUUGUCUUACCAUCAAUGUCAUCCGAAGCUCGUCUGUAACGGAUGAUUCUAAGCUCCCCGUUGCAGUCUGGAUUCACGGUGGUGGGUUCUAUGAGGGAUCUGGAUCGGAUCAACGGUACAACAUGUCGAGAAUUCUAGAGAACUCGUACGAUAUCGGUAAACCUUUCAUCGCAGUCACGCUUAAUUACAGACUCUCGGCCUGGGGCUGGAUAAGUUCAAGCCAGGUCUGGGGCAGCGGGAACACAAACCUCGGAUUGCGAGACCAGAGACUAGCCCUACAUUGGGUCCAGGAGAAUAUCGCUGCAUUCGGUGGUGAUCCUACGAAAGUCACUAUCUGGGGCGAGUCUGCAGGAGCCAUGUCAGUUGGUUACCAUCUCACAGCGUAUGGUGGACGAGACGACAAGCUCUUUCGGGCUGGGAUUAUGGAGUCUGGUGGUUCCAUUGGAGCCAUCCCGUCAAAUUACACUGGAUUCCAGUCUACCUAUGACCAGCUCGUGUCUCUAGUGAAUUGCACGGGUACGGUCGACACGUUGCAGUGCCUGCGCGAAGUCCCUUUUGCUACUCUCAACGCUGUUUUGAAUGGGACUGACGGAUCCUCCGAUUAUAAUUUCUGGCCGGUGGUGGAUGGCGAUUUGCUUCGGAACUGGGGUAGUGUGCAGUUGAACAAGCAUGAAUUUGUCAAGGUUCCAAUUCUGGCUGGGACUAACACAGAUGAGGGGACUGCGUUUGGUCCUACGGGCAUUAACACUACCCAGCAGUGGUAUGAGUAUCUGACCGAUGGAGGCUUCGAUUUCCAAACCCCACCAUUCAUCGCCGAUGAAAUCCUCAAGCUUUAUCCUGAUAACCCAUCACUAGGAAUCCCCGAGUUCCUGGGUGACGAGCGAGUUCCAUCUGAGGGCUGGGAAUGGCGGCGGACCAGUGCCUUUGCAGGCGAUUUCACCAUGCAUGCGAAUCGACGCCGACAGUGUGAAGCCUGGACGGAGACCUCCACACCGGCAUACUGCUAUCGAUUCAACGUACACUCCGCGGACACACCGCUCCUUGCCGGAGCGACUCAUUUCGAAGAAGUGGCGUUUGUAUUCAAUAACAUCGACGGACUAGGAUAUCAUUACGGGAAACCGUUCGCCGGGGUUCCACAGUCGUACUACGAUCUGAGUUCGAUGAUGACGAGUAUGUGGGCCUCGUUCAUCCACGAUUUGGACCCGAAUCCAGGGACCGUCAACGCCUCUGUUCAUUGGGAUGCGUACGGGCUGGAUAGCCCGGUCGACCUCUUUCUCAAUGCGAAUACGACUAGUCAUAUGGAGGCUGAUACAUGGCGCAAGGAACCAAUUGAUUAUCUCAAUUCGGUGGCUGAGGCUUUCUGGCGGUAG